AGAAUCUCUCCCGCCACUGACAAGGAAGUUAUGUGUUCUAUGUAGAUGGGAUCCUCGAACAAAGAAGUAUCGAGAAACAUUUCCAAGUCCAACGGCCGUUCAGUUUUACGAUAAAAUCCGUAAGCUGGCGCUAGAGUUAUAAUUGAGCGGCGUUUCGAAAGUUCAGAAGUUUAUGCUAACAAUUUUGAGCUGUAGUCGGGGGCUUAGUAGAAGCUAUGACAGGUCAAUGACUUGUCACUUGUCAGUAAAUUGUUGUCGUCUGCUGAGUAUGCAUCGACUGACGACUCUUACUUGUCUGAGCACUUCUAAAAUUAUUUUCAAAAAUAUAAAUCUCUUCUUUUUUUCACUUUAUUUUUGAUUUCUAAUUCUCCCUACGUCAAAAUACAUAAUCGAGAUAUGACGUCCUGGAUUAAGAUGGAUGAAAGAUUGAAAUUAGGAUUAAAAGUAUUGGAACAAAUUGAAAAUAGUAAACUACGACUUUUGAUUAAUCGAAUUUGUCAAGCUCUUAAAAAUGGAGAUGAUAAAAACAUAUUCAGUAAAGAAGAAGAAGAAAAGCUUACAGUAUCACUCAAUCUUGAAAAAUCAGAUCUUCUUAUUCUCUUACAAUCAUUAGUUUCCAUCUACUCUCAAGCAGCUUUUCACAUGAUGAAAUCAAACGAUAUAGAAAAUUCAAUGAAAGAAUUUUUUUCAUUGAAUGAUGAUAAAAUUGCAAUAUUAACUCACGCCUGGAUAACACAUUGCGACACAAUCACAGAUGCAUUUAAAAAAAAAUCUAUUUUUCCUUGUCAAAUCAAAGAUGUUAGCUGGACUGUUGACGUUCAAACAUCUUCGACAGCAUUAGCUAAAGAUGCAACACCUGUAGCUAAGAUUCAAUUAAUUACAAAUAAACAAGACACAUCUAAAAUAACCGUUGAAAUGAAUAAAACACAACUGCUAGAUUUACAUAAAAAUUUGAAUGAUAUCCAUUUGAAGCUUGAAUCUUUAAGAAAAAAGGAUCAAACUUUGCAGUGAUUCAAUUAAACAAUACUGGUACUUUACCUCAUACCUAUGUUACAUUUGAAUGUACAAUUCUUC
Molecule: messenger RNA, 1074 nt
Organism: Trichogramma pretiosum
Lineage: Eukaryota; Metazoa; Arthropoda; Insecta; Hymenoptera; Trichogrammatidae
Gene: Vlet
Product: COMM domain-containing protein 10-like
Exons: 4
Coding region: 397-1011 (204 amino acids)
Source: RefSeq, a predicted model, not a curated record